AUGGUCAUUGUUCUGGCUCCAUAUCCCUUCCAUGUGUACCAGAAAAAGGACACGGAGAAGUUCCUGUUGGACUUGGCUGUGCUUGUCGCAGCUCUGCCCAUCAACACCAACAAAACUCUCUUCAAGGCUUUCACAAACACCUUUACGGGCGAGGACGCCAUCAGCACCAUACUUUCGCUGCCAGCUCUUGGCCUCAAGAGCAAGGAUGCCGCUGUUGAACGCAUGGAUGCGUAUUUGGAAGCCCGUCUGCUCAUCAAUGUCGAAAAGCCCUUCGAGGACACCUUUCGCUCGAAAUACAUCUACGCCGUCUCGUACAAGGGCGAGGAAAUCCUCAAGGACGUCAAAAUGGGGAAGCUCACCCAUGAAUCUCUCGAGUCGUCGCACCUGCACGGCUUUACCAUCCAGUCUAAGCUGGCCUACAUCGACCGGACGGCGAGCGGCAAAAUUAGCCUGGGCUUCAACAUGGCCGAGGUGCUCUUCAAGCGCUUCUGCGGCAAAGAGCCCAACAUCACCGAGAAGAGCGAGCGCACCGGACCCAUCUACCCCGGUGAGAGCCCCAGUAAGACUCCGAGCUCGGUCAAUCUCGGCGACAUAGACGGCGUCGCCAGCGCCAUCCAGCUCAAGAACCGCUCCCAUCUGCGAGAAAAGAUCCCCAUGUCCUUCAGUGGCCACCAGGCCGUGACGUGGUUCUUGGAUUCCACUUCCAUCCUCACUCGCGCCGAGGGAAUCGUCAUUGGCUCGCACUAUCUGUCGCUGGGCUGGAUUCAGUCGGCCGGGGACUCGGGCGAGAAGACCCUUGUGGAUUCAAAGCAUGCCCUCUAUCAGUUUACUCCUGUUGCCAUGGGGCUCGCCGGAUGGCCGGUUUCCUUUGUCGAGGAGGCCAUGCGGCAGAUGGAUAAGCAAGGGCUCCGCAAGAGAGGAUUGGCCCGAGGCGCCGACGAGCCUCCUCCUGGCACCAGUCUCAUUUCCAAGGACAACCUCGAAAAGUUUGAGCGCAUCCUGCGCAAGUCCCAAGAGAUGCUCGACGGCGACUCGACUCGAGAUUCAACGGCUUCCUCCGUCGUGGCUGCCUCGACUCGAGUCUCGACGGCCGUCAGCCAUAAGCCAAGCGUCAAGCGAGUCUCUGGCCUCGGAGCCGACUUUGAUGAAAUGAUGGCCGGACCACCCACCGAGGAAUCCGGCGUCCGACCAUCAAUUGCAAAUAACAACGCUUCCACGACCCGACACCGGGCCCACACCUCAUCCGAGGCCAAGCCGUCUACUGCUGCCGGUGGCCGGGCUGAAUCGUCCCGAGUCAGUACUGUCCUCUCGCCGACUGCACAGAAGGCCAAGACCGGUCCGCUGGCCGAGCAGUUUGCCAAGGAAUCCAAUUCCAAUCGGCUCACCACCAUCAUCGAGAACCAGGAUCUUGCCGAUGCCUUCCAAAAGUUCCUGUGUUCGACCUUUUGCGAGGAGAACUUUUUGUUCUGGGUGGAUGCUGACCGAUUCAGAAAGAUGUAUGGUGCACCCCUGGCUGGAGCCGAUCCAUCAGUGCCCGUCAAGCCCCAAGAUAUCAUCCUGAACCACCACAAGCUCAAGGAAAUCAGCCACGUUUACCUCAUACCUCACGCCCUUGCCCUCUACCAGAAGUACAUUGCCCGCGAUUCGCCCUUUGAGGUCAACAUCGGAUCCAACCUGCGCCGACAGAUCUGUGCCAUCAUCGAGAGCCUCGGUGACUCGCUCAAGCUCAUCGACAUCAACACGCUGAAGCAGCCCACGCCCGUCGACCCGAUGGAGGUGAUUCUGGCCCCACACACCCCAAGCGACUUUCCCGCGACUACCGACGGAUUCUCGGCCACCAUGUUCGACGGCAUCCAGACCCACCUGUUCCGUCUCAUGUCGACCGACUCGACCCCAAAGUUCACCAAGACAGAGAUCUAUCAAGAGCUGUUCUGGUCGUAUGUCUCACAGGGUCUGAUCGCCCCGAGGGUCGCUGCUCCGAAUCUGACCAUCGAGCGGCGCCGCUCGAGCACCAUCCAGACGCGACCCAUCAGCCAAAUAGUACAGCCGACACAAGCCCCUGUUCUGAAGGAGGAAUCCGAAACCUACGAGAUGGCUGUGCCCAUCGCAGGUUCGAGAAAAACCAGUCUCAAGAUCUCCGAUCCCGAUCUCCGACCCAAGAACAGCACGAAAAAGGCGUCCGGGUCCGGCGAGGAGAAUGGCCAUCGUCGACGGAGCAGCAUUGCAAACAUCAACGAAGCCGUCCAGAAGUCCGGUGCCUUGUGAGCCGUGGCGAUGUGCUCUGGUCC
Messenger RNA from Polychytrium aggregatum, 2288 nucleotides. RefSeq lists its product as uncharacterized. The transcript has a single exon. The record is from RefSeq and is a predicted model, not a curated record. Lineage: Eukaryota; Fungi; Chytridiomycota; Chytridiomycetes; Polychytriales. Gene Ontology annotation, biological process: intracellular signal transduction. Bases 1 to 2265 code for a protein of 754 amino acids.